AUGAACAGACUUGAUUGCUCUACCAUAAUUGUAAAUACUCCACAAUUCCAUGUUUCCGAUGAACCAGCGGAGACACCUCAAUUAAGUAUGCAAGUUUCUGGUAAACCUAUUAAGUUUCUAGUUGACACCGGGGCAACUACAUCAUGUUUAAGGAAAAAGGACUUAAGUUGCCCUUUGAGUAACCUCUCUGUUCAAUCUGUCGGUAUCUCUGGAGUCCCACAACGAGAGCCCCUGUCCGUUCCACUGCCUGUUGAUUUGGAUGACAUCAAACUGCAACAUUCAUUUGUUGUUAGUGCUACAACACCGAUGUCCUUAUUGGGACGGGAUUUAUUAAGUAAAUUGAAUGCGGUCAUUACGUGUUCACCCGAUGGUAUUGAAGUCUAUAUUCCAGCAGACAAGACAUAUCAGCUAUUCUCCCAUCUUGUUGAAGUGUCACAUAAUGCCACCAGUGUAUUGACAAAUUGUGAUUUUAUCCCUGACCUGUUUACUUUGACAAAUAUCAAGAAAUUGGCAUCUUGUCAGGCUGCUAGUGCGGCGUUGAUCAUACAUUUGAGAUCUGUCAAUAUGCCCUUUUCUGAUGAAGUAAUUGAACCUACCGACAUGGAGGAAAUUCCACAGCGUUUUUUUAUGUCUCCAAAAGGUCUUGUACUUUUAUGGAAAAACAAGGAAGGGGUUCUUCAUUUUUUUAUCUGUGCUGUUCGAACUGAUUUUGGGGAUAUGGACCAUCUUUUGAUUUCCUGUCAAGACUAUCUAAAAAGGACACCUGAUCAAAUUGAUCAAAAUAAGGAUUACAUCAUCUGGUCUUAUGGUCCUGAACCUACGCAUUUCUUUAUCAAACUGUUGCAAACAACGGGCAAACCCUUGAUUUCUCUUAUGGACCACACGGAAAUCCUAUUGCAACCGCCUUCGAUUUUAGCGGCUGUACCUUCUAAACUUUGGGCUUUGCAUGCAAAUCAUGUAGGAUUAUUGAAUGUGCCACCCUAUCAGGCUAAAAUUAAUCCUAAGAAAUACCCAGUGUUUGUUAAACAGUAUCCUCUCUCAAAAGAAAAAGAAGACGGCAUAAGACCGGUAAUUGAAAGUCUUCUGGAACAAGGGGUGAUUGUUAAACGACGCUCCCAAAACAACACCCCGAUAAAUCCUAUUCUUAAACCUGGAACUAAUAGGUAUAGAUUCACACAAGAUUUGCGAAAAAUUAAUGAAGCCGUAAUUCCUAUUGCCCCUGUAGUGCCUGAUGUCAACUCCAUUCUAACAGCGUUACCCGCAAAGUCAAAAUUCUAUACAGCGAUUGAUUUAUGCUCUGCCUAUUUUUCAAUCCCUGUACAUGUAGAUACACAGGAUUUAUUCGCGUUUACGUAUAAAAAUGAUCAAUACGUUUGGACCAGAUUGCCUAUGGGAUUUGUUGAUUCAGCUGUUGUGUAUUCAGCCGCUGUUAAUAUGCACUUGUCUCAGUUAAUCUUGCCAUGUCGAUCCUGUAUUCUACAGUAUUCCGAUGACCUCCUUCUUUGCUCAGAGACUGAAGAAGAAUGCAUUCAAGAUUCGGUGGCUUUAUUGACACAUCUUGCUGACGGAGGUCACCGAGCAUCCCUCGCAAAGCUCCAAUUCUGUCAGGAAUCGGUCAACUAUCUGGGCUAUGUUCUGCGAGCUGGGUGCAGGUAUUUAUCUCCGGAACGAGUGGCAGCCAUUAUGGAUAUUCAAAAACCUCGGAUGAAGACUGAAAUGUUAUCCUUUUUGGGACUGGUGAACUAUUGUCGACCCUGGCUGGCGGAUUAUGCCUUUUUUGAUUCUGUGUUAAGGAGGUCAACUCUCCAAGAUGCACCUGAAGCUAUUAACUGGACUGAGGAUAUGAAACACGCCUUUCGUCAUAUCAAGUACCUCCUGUGCACGGCCCCAGCGUUGGGACUUCCGGACUAUAACCUUGACUUCCAUCUAUAUGUGUCAGACAAUGGGGAAGUCACCUCUGCAGUUUUAGCACAAACGCAUGGUGAACGAAUGAGACCAGUGGCAUAUUACUCCAAAUCCCUUCCGUUGAUUGUACAGGGCAUGGUCCCCUGCUUACGAGCCGUGGCUGCUGCAGCAAUGAUGGUUGAAAAAGCGCAGACCAUAGUUUUGGGGUAUCCUUUGACCCUUCACACCACGCAUGCGGUCAAUGUCAUCCUUCUUAACAUAACAACUCAACAUAUGACUAGUCAGAGAAGAAGCAAUUAUGAACAUAUUUUGACGGGAACGCAGAAUCUGACCAUUUCUACAGCAACUCAUACUAACCCUGCCAUACAUCUCAAGUCCUUAUUACAUGGAGAUAAGGACAUAGAUGAUGUCAAGGAACAUGAUUGCAUGGACCUUAUCAAUUCAACAUCUAGCGUACGAACAGACUUGCAACAGACACCAUUGAAUAAUGGUGAGUUAGUCCUCUAUUGUGAUGGAUCUGCAAUGAGACCAGAUGAUUCAACUAUCCUUUCAGGUUACGCUAUUGUAGAUGAUCAAGGCCAUUGCCUAGAAUCCUACAAAUUACCAGUUUCUUCUGCUCAGGCGGCUGAGUUAGUAGCUUUAACUAGAGCCUGCCUAAUUGCAAAAGAUAAGAGUGUAACUAUAUAUACUGAUUCUAAGUAUGCUUUUUCUGUGGCACAUGAUUUCAGUAAAAUCUGGGAGAACAGAGGAUUUGUCACCACUGCUGGUAAACCAAUUCAACACGCCAAUCUUGUCAAAGAAUUGCUUGCAGCCAUGAUGUUGCCGGAUCAAAUCGCAGUUGUAAAAUGUACAGGCCAUUCAAAAUCUGACAAGGAAGUUGCUCUGGGUAACAAUUUAGCCGACAAAUAUGCUAAAGAUGCAGCCCUUAAUGCACCCCUCUCUCCUUGGAUGGUCUCUCAUUUCCCCUCUCUCCAACUCUCUGACCCUCCCUAUACGAUGGAUGAUCUUGUUUCACUUCAAGGGCAAGCCUCACCUUAUGAGAUUACACGAUGGCAGAAGGGGGCUGUUAUAAGGACGUCGAUAACUUAUGGAAAUGUCAUGAUCAAAGAAUUGCCCUCCCAGAAUUAG
Xyrichtys novacula (pearly razorfish) is the source of this 3033-nucleotide messenger RNA. The record is from the annotation of a GenBank genome assembly. Lineage: Eukaryota; Metazoa; Chordata; Actinopteri; Labriformes; Labridae.